ACAAACAGAGCCUUGGCCAGUACGCAGCGCGGCUUCGCUAAGUUUUUCGGGACCAGUCGGGACUGUGGGAUUUCCAAGACGGUCACAGUUCAUUGGACUUUUUCACCAUGCAUUCGUUUGCAUUUGAUCCAUCGAAAACCAGGACAGAGAUCAGGACAUAGAAGAGUGGGAAUACAUCGUAUCGUGGAUCAUUAUUUUAUCUUGGUGUAAUCGUUUCGUUAGAAUAAACUGCUGAUGUUUGUGGAAAGUAGGCUACAGAAUGCCCACCAGCGGCGAUGAGAGAAUUAAAGGCAGCGCGUUUAUUCCAGUGUCCACUGCUGCCGUACUCCUCGUUGGGUCCACCACUUUAUUCUUCGUAUUUACGUGCCCGUGGCUGGCAGUGACUGUGUCAAUCUACGUACCACCAUGCAGUGCCAUACUGUUCUUCCUUGUCUUGGCCAACUUCACCAUGGCAACCUUUAUGGAUGCAGGCGUUCUCCCCAUGGCUAAUGAGGACGAGGACAAGGACGAUGACCUCCUCGCUCCGCUCUACAAGAAUGUGGACGUGAAGGGUGUCCAGGUCAGGCUGAAGUGGUGUGCCUCCUGCCACUUUUACAGACCUCCACGAUGCUCCCACUGCAGUGUCUGUGACCACUGUGUAGAGGACUUUGACCACCACUGUCCCUGGGUGAACAACUGUAUCGGGAGGCGGAACUACCGCUACUUCUUCCUGUUUCUCCUGUCACUCACGCUGCACAUGGUGGGCGUGUUCUCCGGUGGCCUGCUCUACAUUCUACACCAUCAGGAAGACCUGUGGAAGCUUCACUGUACUGUCACGUUGGUGGUGAUGAGUGUAUCAGGUCUGUUCUUCAUUCCUGUCCUGGGCCUCACAGGGUUCCACCUCUAUCUGGUGUCUAGGGGCAGAACCACCAAUGAACAGGUUACUGGGAAGUUUCAAGGAGGGGUCAACCCUUUCACUCUAGGUUGCUGUGGCAACUUGCAGUAUCUCAUAUGUAGUCCCAUCUCUCCAAAGUAUACAGCGAGGCCCAUUAAGAAAUCAACAGUUCGCAUCAUGCCUCCUUUCCUGAGACCAGAGACUGACAGACAGAUCCCAAUUAUUAGGGUCAGGGAUAUCGGCGUCCAGCGUCAUGAUCUCCAAAGUAAACGCCUGUCCGCUGACGGUAUGGACGAGCCAGAUAUUAAACGUCUGAGCACCCCACCCCCGCUGCACCCCAAACCAGACCCCAACCUGCUGAAGAGCCACCUAGCAGCCCUAGAGGUUCCAGAGAGUAGUCUUCAUCCCAAACCAUUGAUCCCUCCCCCUGGGCAGAUCCUGCAGCAGCUCAGGCCAGCACUGCAGUCCCCCACCAAGCCAACACCACCCUUAUCUGUCCAACAGGUGGCACUAGAUCAACAGGGGGGCAGCAGUAGAGGUCAUUACUUGUCAUCAGAACCCAUCCUGGCCAGAGUGGACCAGCAGCUAGCCUUCCAGUCGGGUCCCAUGUCCGCUCCGCACCAGCUCAACUCUCUCACCCUUAGCACCCGCUUCCUCACCCAUGAACACGCCUAUCGACAUGGAAACAAGCUGCCGGCCUUGCACUCAGAAGGUCUGAUCUCCCACCAGGCGUCUCCGGGCGGGAUCCCCCCUCACAACCCCCUGUCCAGCCGCAGCAGCCUCUCCUACAGCAACCUGAUGAACCCAGGUGACCCUAACUACAUGCCCCAGCGAGGGGGACCGCCACUUCACUACCACCCCCACUUCUUGACCCUGGGCCCUGAUGGCAGUGUGCUGCAGGGGUCCCCUUCACAUGCCUACAGCCCCGUGUUCAUGGGGGUCAGCAGACAAUCUCCCCAGACAAGGGACACUUUACCCAGGGAUCCCUCUCUACGGGACCUCACCCCUCAGGCCCUCACCCCUCAGGCCCUGAUGCACAGGGACCUCUCCCCACAGACCUUGAUCCAUCGGGAGGCCUCUCCGGUCCGCUACGAUAACCUCUCCAAGUCCAUCAUGGCCUCCAUCAAGGAGCGACGGGAGAUGGAGGCGAGGGACAGGAUGCUGCGGAUGCAGGCCAGGUCCCAGGCCCUGUACGGCUGCCCAGACAUGGGGGUCUACGACAUCCCCAGCAGACGCAGCCUCCCUGCAGACAGCAUGCGCCCCCCAGGUUCCCGCGCCCCCACCCCACCCUCAUACGGCUCCAGGGAGUUCAUGAUGAGCACUGGUAUUUUGGGGUACGGAGGUACAAGGUCGCCCCUCUCCAGUGUCUCAUCAUCCUCUCUGACCCGAGCCCCCAGGACUUCCAGCUCCCCCCUGCAGAGCAGCAGUAGCCUACAGAGUAAGGGUCGUUUCCCCUCCCCAUCUUACCUCCCCCCAGACAGGCAGGCCAAGCCCUCACCCUCCUCCUGCACCCUGCCCCACACCCCCUCCUCUUCCUCUGCCCCAUACGUCCCCCCAAAACGCCCCUCACUCAUAUGCGCCAUGGAGGGCAAGGACUCAGCACCCUUGGCUUUCUCCAAAUAGGAAACAUUAAGUCUUCCUGAGGGUGUAUGCAGCCAGUCAGCCACACCACUCUGCAGUGUUAGCCUGUAUAUCCACAACUUCCCAGCACGGUGUAAGUGUGUCUGUGUGGGAGGGUGUGGGAGUCGAGAGGACAUCAAUAUGCAGUUAUGGGAAUAAUUUUGUACAGAUAUUUAUACUUGGUUCUCUUGCUAGACAAGGGUGUGUUUUGAAUAAAGACUGAGUGUUAACCAACACCAUAUGCAGAUAUCUGAUUCUCAGGACAGUGGCCAGUUGGCAGACAGUUGUGCCUCCUCAUGUAGUCAAAGGAACCAAUAACAGAGGAAAUGUACAGAAUACUUAUCUUUGAUUGUUGAUAUACAGUACCAGUCAAAAGUUUGGACACACCUACUCAUUCAAAGGUUUUUCUUUAUUUUUACUAUUUUCUACAUUGUAGAAUAAUAGUGAAGAAAUCGAAACUAUGAAAUAACAUAUAUGCAAUCAUGUAUUAACCAAAAAAGUGUUAAACAAAUAUAUUUUAUAUUUGAGAUUCUUCAAAGUAGCCACCCUUUGCCUUGAUGACAGCUUUGCACACUUUCAUGAGGUAGUCACCUGUAAUGCAUUUCAAUUAACAGUUGUGCCCUGUUAAAAAGUGUGGAAUUUCUUUCCUUCAUAAUGUGUUUGAGCCAAUCAGUUAUGUUGUGACAAGGUAGGGGUGGUAUACAGACGAUAGCCCUAUUUGGUUUAAUACCAAGUCCAUAUUAUGGCAAGAACAGCUCAAAUAAGCAAAGAGAAAUGACAGUCCAUCAUUACUUUAAGACAUUUAUUUUAUUUAUUUUUAUUUAUUUUACCAGGUAAGUUGACUGAGAACACGUUCUCAUUUGCAGCAACGACCUGGGGAAUAGUUACAGGGGAGAGGAGGGGGAUGAAUGAGCCAAUUGUAAACUGGGGAUUAUUAGGUGACCAUGAUGGUUUGAGGGCCAGAUUGGGAAUUUAGCCAGGACACCGGGGUUAACACCCCUACUCUUACGAUAAGUGCCAUGGGAUCUUUAAUGACCUCAGAGAGUCAGGACACCCGUUUAACGUCCCAUCCAAAAGACGGCACCCUACACAGGGCAGUGUCCCCAAUCACUACCCUGGGGCAUUGGGAUAUUUUUUAGACCAGAGGAAAGAGUGCCUCCUACUGGCCCUCCAACACCACUUCCAGCAGCAUCUGGUCUCCCAUCCAGGGACUGACCAGGACCAACCCUGCUUAGCUUCAGAAGCAAGCCAGCAGUGGUAUGCAGGGUGGUAUGCUGCUGAUGGUCAGUCAAUCUGAAACAUUUCAAGAACUUUGCAGUCGCAAAAACCAUCAAGCGCUAUGAUGAAACUGGCUCGCCACAGGAAAGGAAGACCCAGAGUUACCUCUGCUGCAGAGGAUAAGUUAAUUAGAGUUAACUGCACCUCAGAUUGCAGCCCAAACAAAUGCUUCACAGAGUUCAAGUAACAGACACAUCUCAACAUCAACUGUUCAGAGGAGACUGCGUGAAUCAGGCCUUCAUGGUUGAAUUGCUGCAAACAAACCACUACUAAAGGACACCAAUAAUAAGAAGAGACUUGCUUGGGCCAAGAAACCCGAUCAAUGGACAUUAGACCGGUGGAAAUCCAUCUAAUUUGGUCUGAUGAGUCGAAAUGUGAGAUUUUUGGUUCCAACCGUCGUGUCUUUGUGAGAUGCAGAGUAGGUGAAUGGAUGAUCUCCGCAUGUGAGGUUCCCACCGUGAAGCAUGGAGGAGAAGUUGUGAUGGUGUGGGGGUGCUUUUUUUUAUUUAUUUUUUUAUCCCCUUUUCUCCCCAAUUUUCAUGGUAUCCAAUCGCUAGUAAUUACUAUCUUGUCUCAUCGCUACAACUCCCGUACGGGCUCGGGAGAGACGAAGGUUGAAAGUCAUGCGUCCUCCGAAGCACAACCCAACCAAGCCGCACUGCUUCUUUAACACAGCGCGCCUCCAACCCGGAAGCCAGCCGCACCAAUGUGUCAGAGGAAACACCGUGCACCUGGCCCCCUUGGUUAGCACGCACUGCUCCCAGCCCGCCGCAGGAGUCACUGGAGCGCGAUGAGACAAGGAAAUCCCUACCGGCCAAACCCUCCCUUACCCGGACGACGCUAGCCCAAUUGUGCGUCGCCCCACGGACCUCCCGGUCGCGGCCGGCUGCGACAGAGCCUGGGGGCGAACCCAGAGACUCUGGUGGCGCAGUUAGCACUGCGAUGCAGUGCUCUAGACCACUGCGCCACCCGGGAGGCCUGUGGGGGUGCUUUUCUGGUGACUGUUUGUGAUUUAGUUAGAAUUCAAGGCACAUUUAACCAGCAUGGCUACCACAGCAUUUUGCAUUGAUACGCCAUCCCAUCUGGUUUGUGCUUAGUGGGACUAUCAUUUGUUUUUCAACAGGGCAAUGAGUCAGGGCUAUUUGACCAAUAAGGAGAGUGAUGGAAUGCUGCGUCAGGUGACCUGGCCUCCACAAUCACCCGACCUCAACCCAGUUGAAAUGGUUAGGGAUGAGUUGGACCACAGAGUGAAGGCAAAGCAGCCAACAAGUGCUCAGCAUAUGUGGGAACUCCUUCAAGACUGCUGGAAAAGCAUUCCUCAUGAUGCUGGUUGAGAGAAUGCCAAAAGUGUGCAAUGCUGUCAUCAAGGCAAAGGGUGGCUACUUUGAAGAAUCUCAAAUAUAAAAUAUAUUCUGAUUUGUUUAACACUUUUUUGGUUACUACAUGAUUCCAUAUGUGUUAUUUCAUAAUGUUGAUGUCUUCACUAUUAUUCUACAAUGUAGAAAAUAGUCAAAAUAAAGAAAAACCACUGGGUUUUUGAAUGAGUAGGUGUGUCCAAACUUUUGACUGGUAUUGUAUGUGUUUUGGUAUAUGUGUUUUGGUAUAUCUGUUUUGAUAUAUCUGUGUUUUGAUAUAUCUGUUUGAUAAUGCUUUUGAGAAAUAAUGUCAUGUGAUGAUGAUGAGACAUAUUAUUUUGCAUCUGUUGAAGUCAUGCUUUAUUAAUAUUUUGUAGUUGUUUUGACAAAUAAAAAAGUGACUGUUUUGUUC
Messenger RNA from Salvelinus fontinalis (brook trout), 5539 nucleotides. Its product is annotated as palmitoyltransferase ZDHHC8B-like. Gene Ontology annotation, biological process: protein palmitoylation. Bases 260 to 2497 code for a protein of 745 amino acids. Gene Ontology annotation, molecular function: palmitoyltransferase activity. The transcript is spliced from 10 exons. Lineage: Eukaryota; Metazoa; Chordata; Actinopteri; Salmoniformes; Salmonidae. The record is from RefSeq and is a predicted model, not a curated record.